Molecule: messenger RNA, 1409 nt
Organism: Chenopodium quinoa (quinoa)
Lineage: Eukaryota; Viridiplantae; Streptophyta; Magnoliopsida; Caryophyllales; Amaranthaceae
Product: calcium/calmodulin-regulated receptor-like kinase 1
Exons: 6
Coding region: 786-1409 (207 amino acids)
Biological process (GO): protein phosphorylation
Molecular function (GO): ATP binding; protein kinase activity
Source: RefSeq, a predicted model, not a curated record
GGGGAAUGGUUUCAGGGGUACAGUUUCGAGUCUACGGCGGUUUUGGGUCAGGGAAAGGGGUGGGAGUUUCUGAUGGGAAAAGGGAUGAGAGUUAGGGUGGUUUCGGGUUAAGGAAAUCAAGUUUUGGGCGGUUUCGUUCGUGGGGCUGGGGAGGGGGGUCUAUUGCGCUUAUGUGGCUUUGGAAGGAGGGUGGUUUUGGUGGUGGUGCAGGGGGAGGGGGUGGCUGUCGGGGCUGGGUUGGGGAGUGGUUGUUGGGCUGAAACGCAGUCAAGAGAUAGACAGGAGAAUAGGGUUUUGGGAGGGUUGAAGGUGAAGAAUGUUGUUAGUGGGGAGGUUAAGGAUGUGCAGGUUUCUUAUUUUUCGGUGUUUAUAGAGACAUAAAGAGCAAUGAUAUAAAUCGAAAUGAUGACCGGAUUACGGAAUUCACAUUGUGGAUUUGUGGUACAAUCGUAUAAGUGUUGUGAUAUGUUUUGUUGAUGAUGUUAUCAAGGAGAUGAUUUGUGUGUUAGCUGCUACUACAUUGACAGUGAGCUCAAUGCUUAUGCCAUAUCUUCUGCUCAGGUCAACUGCUUAGCUUGCUUAUCUAUUUUUAUACAACUAUUGUACGAAUACACAAAGGAAGUACGAAAUUAUGUUGAGUACGUUUGAUAAUUCGGUUCCAUGGAAAGUCGAAAAACCUUUAAACUGUUGCCAUGCUUCGGUGAUUGUAAGUUGUAAUUGCUCUGUGUAAAUGGAUCAUUUGGUAAAAAAAAAAAAAAAAAAAAAAAAAAAAAAAAGUUGUUUGGAUGAACUAUUUUAAUGUUAAUUUGUUUUAUGGAAUGAGCGUUACCCUUGGCCCUGAAUCUCCAAGACGAUACAGAAAAAGUGUCAGUGGGAUGUCUUUGUGGCUUGACGGCUUUAAGAGAAGUAAUGUUGUUUCUGCAUCUGGUAUACUUGAGUUUGCUUACAGGGAUUUGCAGAAGGCGACUCAGAAUUUCACAACAUUGGUUGGCCAAGGUGCAUAUGGUCCUGUGUACAAAGCUCAUAUGUCAACUGGUGAAAUAGUUGCUGUGAAGGUGCUGGCAACUGAUUCAAAGCAAGGGGAGCGAGAAUUUGAAACAGAGGUUAAGCUGUUAGGAAGGUUGCAUCACAGGAACCUCUUGAAUUUUCUUGGAUAUUGUACAGAGAAGGGAAAAAACAUGCUUAUAUAUGCGUAUAUGAGCAAUGGCAACCUAGCUUCCCAUUUAUACAAUGAAAAGAUGGAACCAUUGAGCUGGACACGAAGGGUUCAUAUAGCAUUGGAUGUCGCAAGAGGCUUGGAGUAUCUUCAUGACGGGGCAGUUCCUCCUGUGAUACAUCGUGACAUUAAAUCUUCCAACAUUUUGUUGGAUCAGUCAAUGAAAGCUAGGUUAACUCUAGAGUUAGCUUGA